CGGUGGUGACAAUUUCAGUUGAAUUAUUUUCUAGAAAGAAAAAUAAAUAGGGCUACAGAUAUUCACAGCGUAGUAUCUAAAUAAUAACUGUCAGGCGUAUGUCGUAAAUUAUGCACAUAGUGAUUAUUUUAUUAUAAGUAAGAGUAGAAUAAUAAUAAAAAUGAGUAAGCAUAUGUAUUCGACUGCUAACCUUACUGACAAGGAAUUAAAAGAGCAGGGAAAUAGAUUAUUCAGUUUAAGAAAAUUCGAAGAUGCUAUGAACUGCUACACGAAGGCUAUUAUCAAAAAUCCAUCAGUGGCCACAUAUUUCACUAAUCGUGCACUAUGUCACUUGAAGAUGAAAAGAUGGGAGGCAACAUGCAACGACUGUCGCCGUGCACUCGAUAUAGAUUCCAACCAGGUCAAGGGACAUUUUUUCCUUGGUCAGGCACUGGUUGAACUUGAUUGCUAUGAUGAGGCAAUAAAACAUCUUCAUCGUGCCAAUGAUUUGGCUAAAGAACAGAAGUUGAACUUUGGAGAUGACAUAGCGGCACAGCUUCGUAUAGCAAGAAAAAAGAGAUGGAAUGUUCAGGAGGAAAAGAGGAUAUCACAAGAGAUUGAAUUGCAGACUUAUUUGAAUAGGUUAAUAAAUGAGGACAUGCAGCGUAGAAUAGAAUCAAUAAAAGUAGAAAACCCAAAUGAGGAAGAGGCUAAUACAAAAAUUGCUAAAAUUGAAGAAGAAUGUAAUAACUACAGUAGUGAAUUAAAUAACUUAUUUUCUAAAAUGGAUGAAAGACGAAGGAAACGGGAUGUGCCAGAUUAUUUGUGUGGUAAAAUCAGCUUUGAGAUUCUCAACGAGCCAGUUAUAACUCCGAGCGGGAUUACGUACGAGAAGAAAGAUAUUGAAGAGCAUCUCGAGAGGGUCGGUCACUUUGACCCGGUGACGCGAGUGAAGUUAACAGCAGAUCAACUGAUACCUAACUUCACGAUGAAGGAAGUUGUCGAUGCUUUCCUUCAGGAGAACGAGUGGGCACUCGAUUACUAAUCGAUUUCUUAUAUCGAUGUAUCGAUUAUAAUUGUAAUUAUGCAGUUGACGAUGUAUCCUUUUAUUGUAGGUACUAUUUCUGAAUGUUGUUGCGUUAAUUAUAAUUAUAUCGAUUAUUUUCCACCCUGUAUAUAAACGUUUGGGAAUCGAUUCAUUUGUAGGUAUAAAAAGUGGAAAAUGUUU
This is a messenger RNA of Papilio machaon (common yellow swallowtail), 1207 nucleotides long. It is a transcript of the gene STUB1, whose product is annotated as E3 ubiquitin-protein ligase CHIP. Gene Ontology annotation, cellular component: cytoplasm; Z disc. Lineage: Eukaryota; Metazoa; Arthropoda; Insecta; Lepidoptera; Papilionidae. Gene Ontology annotation, molecular function: protein-folding chaperone binding; ubiquitin protein ligase activity. Gene Ontology annotation, biological process: cellular response to misfolded protein; protein polyubiquitination; proteasome-mediated ubiquitin-dependent protein catabolic process. Bases 161 to 1024 code for a protein of 287 amino acids. The transcript is spliced from 7 exons. The record is from RefSeq and is a predicted model, not a curated record.